This is a messenger RNA of Stereum hirsutum FP-91666 SS1, 645 nucleotides long. RefSeq lists its product as uncharacterized. Lineage: Eukaryota; Fungi; Basidiomycota; Agaricomycetes; Russulales; Stereaceae. The coding region runs from base 1 to 645 and encodes 214 amino acids. Gene Ontology annotation, biological process: lysosomal transport; Golgi vesicle transport; retrograde transport, endosome to Golgi. The transcript has 4 exons. Gene Ontology annotation, cellular component: GARP complex; EARP complex; membrane. The record is from RefSeq and is a predicted model, not a curated record.
AUGUCUCUCCCAUCUUCCUCUACUUCCCCGCCAACAACACCCCCUCGACUGGGCAAAGCAAACAGACCACCAUCUUCACCAUUACGACCGAACUCUCCUGGAGCCCCUUCGCCCACACCCACCCCACCUCCUGCCAAUAUACCAGCUGGCCUGACAUCUCCAAAGAACCAACCAGGAAGUCUGCCCUCUGGCUCGGGCUCCCAUCUUGAACGUUCGAAGAGUUCGAAGACAAGAGCAAGGGACCUCUUGCGGAAACAUUAUGGAUUAGGUGCAGGACCACCCCCACCAUCGGGUAGACCGAUGGAUCCUAUGGAUCUAGAUUCGCCCGCAUUUGAUGCUAAAUCGUAUUACGAGCAAUUGAUCACUACUUCGUCGCUCACCACUCUCUUGAAGAAAGAGAACGAACUCCUACACGAUAUGCGAGAGCUCGAUAGCGACCGCCAGUCUCUAGUAUACAAUCAUCAUCACGAGCUCAUCGCCGCCACAGACACCAUAUCCGCUAUGAAGACAAGAGCCGAAAGCCUAGAUGCAGAACUGGACCUGUUGAAGGUCGCUUUCUCGGAGAUUUCGCGUUUGAGCGCCGAAGUAUCCAUUGAACAGCACUCUCCUGAUCCAUCACGCAGCCCUGGCGCAGAGCAUCGUUGA